Molecule: messenger RNA, 5727 nt
Organism: Dioscorea cayenensis subsp. rotundata (Guinea yam)
Lineage: Eukaryota; Viridiplantae; Streptophyta; Magnoliopsida; Dioscoreales; Dioscoreaceae
Product: clathrin heavy chain 1-like
Exons: 30
Coding region: 135-5255 (1706 amino acids)
Biological process (GO): receptor-mediated endocytosis; intracellular protein transport
Cellular component (GO): clathrin complex; plasma membrane; plasmodesma
Molecular function (GO): clathrin light chain binding; structural molecule activity
Source: RefSeq, a predicted model, not a curated record
CGUUCCAUUUCUCUCUCUCCCUCUCCACCCGCUCCUUCCUCCCGUUAGGAUCCGGAAGGGUUUCACUGCUCUCCAGAUCUACUGCUUUCUUCGCCGGAACUCUAGCCCUAGCGGAGCUCCACGAUCCACUCGCCAUGGCUGCGGCCAACGCCCCGAUCGCCAUGAGGGAGGCGCUCACUCUCCCGAGUAUUGGGAUAAACCCGCAAUUCAUCACCUUCACGCACGUUACGAUGGAAUCAGAUAAGUAUAUUUGCGUGAGGGAGACAUCCCCGGCGAACAGCGUUGUGAUUAUUGAUAUGAGCAUGCCGAUGCAGCCGCUGAGGAGGCCCAUCACUGCUGAUUCGGCUUUGAUGAACCCCAACAGCAGGAUUCUUGCUCUCAAAGCUCAACUACCUGGCACCACACAAGACCACUUGCAAAUCUUCAAUAUUGAGGCGAAAACCAAAAUUAAAUCUCAUCAGAUGCCAGAGCAGGUUGUCUUCUGGAAGUGGAUCACUCCAAAGAUGUUGGGGCUUGUUACACAAUCUUCUGUGUAUCAUUGGUCGAUUGAGGGCGACUCGGAGCCUGUGAAGAUGUUUGAUAGAACUGCUAAUUUGACAAAUAAUCAAAUUAUCAACUAUCGAUGUGACCCCACUGAAAAAUGGUUAGUUUUGAUUGGAAUUGCACCUGGUGCCCCAGAGCGGCCACAAUUGGUAAAAGGAAAUAUGCAGCUUUUUUCUGUGGACCAGCAGCGUAGUCAGGCACUUGAAGCACAUGCUGCUUCAUUUGCAACUUUCAAGGUUGCAGGAAAUGACAAAGAAUCUAUUCUGAUCUGCUUUGCUUCAAAGACCUCUAAUGCUGGACAGAUUUCAUCAAAGCUGCACGUCAUUGAACUUGGUGCCCAGCCAGGCAAGCCAGGAUUUUCGAAGAAACAAGCAGAUCUGUUCUUCCCACCUGAUUUUGCAGAUGACUUUCCAGUAGCCAUGCAGAUAUCACACAAGUACAGUUUGAUAUAUGUGAUCACAAAGCUGGGUCUUCUGUUUGUAUACGAUUUGGAGACAGCUACUGCUGUAUACAGAAACCGAAUCAGCCCUGACCCCAUCUUUCUCACGGCAGAAGCUUCAACAGUUGGUGGGUUUUAUGCUAUUAAUAGAAGAGGGCAGGUUCUUCUUGCAACAGUUAAUGAAGCAACUCUAGUGCCUUUUGUUAGUGGCCAGCUGAACAAUCUGGAGCUUGCCGUAAAUCUUGCCAAACGUGGAAACCUUCCUGGGGCUGAAAAUUUGGUUGUGCAGAGGUUUCAAGAACUAUUCUCGCAAACUAAAUAUAAGGAAGCUGCAGAACUUGCUGCUGAAUCUCCACAAGGCAUCUUAAGAACACCUGAGACUGUGGCAAAAUUUCAGAGUGUUCCUGUUCAAGCUGGGCAGACACCCCCUUUACUUCAGUAUUUUGGGACGUUGUUAACUAAGGGAAAACUCAAUGCAUUUGAGUCUCUAGAAUUAUCUCGCCUUGUGGUCAAUCAAAACAAGAAAAAUCUUUUGGAGAAUUGGUUGGCAGAGGACAAGCUUGAGUGCAGUGAAGAACUUGGAGAUCUUGUGAAGACUGUAGACAAUGAUCUUGCUUUGAAGAUCUAUAUAAAAGCAAGGGCAACUCCAAAAGUUGUUGCCGCUUUUGCUGAGCGGAGAGAGUUUGACAAGAUUCUUAUAUACUCAAAGCAGGUUGGGUAUACACCAGAUUAUCUUUUUCUUCUGCAGACAAUUCUAAGAACAGAUCCACAGGGUGCUGUGAAUUUUGCUCUAAUGAUGUCUCAAAUGGAGGGUGGAUGUCCUGUUGAUUACAAUACAAUAACAGAUCUUUUCCUCCAGAGAAACUUGAUUAGAGAGGCAACAGCUUUUCUUUUGGAUGUUUUGAAACCAAAUUUACCUGAGCAUGCCUUCCUUCAAACUAAGGUUUUGGAGGUUAAUUUAGUCACAUACCCCAAUGUUGCUGAUGCUAUAUUGGCUAACGGCAUGUUUAGUCACUAUGAUCGUCCGCGGAUUGCUCAGCUUUGUGAAAAGGCUGGCCUGUACAUGCGUGCGCUUCAGCAUUAUUCGGAGUUGCCCGAUAUCAAACGGGUUAUUGUCAACACACAUGCGAUUGAACCUCAGGCUCUGGUCGAGUUUUUUGGGACCCUUUCAAGGGAGUGGGCAUUAGAGUGCAUGAAAGAUCUUCUUCUGGUUAACCUGAGAGGAAAUCUCCAAAUAAUUGUUCAGGCUGCAAAAGAAUAUUCUGAGCAGUUAGGCGUGGAUUCAUGCAUUAAACUUUUUGAGCAAUUUAAGUCCUAUGAAGGUCUUUACUUCUUUUUGGGAUCCUAUUUGAGCUCCAGCGAAGAUCCAGAUAUACACUUCAAGUAUAUUGAGGCAGCAGCAAAAACUGGUCAGAUUAAAGAAGUUGAAAGAGUGACUAGAGAAUCCAACUUUUAUGAUCCUGAGAAGACAAAGAAUUUCUUAAUGGAAGCCAAACUUCCUGAUGCACGGCCACUUAUUAAUGUCUGCGAUCGUUUUGGUUUUGUUCCGGAUUUGACACACUACUUGUACACAAAUAACAUGCUUCGAUAUAUUGAGGGAUAUGUGCAGAAAGUUAACCCCGGCAAUGCUCCUCUGGUGGUUGGACAACUGCUGGAUGAUGAGUGUCCUGAGGAUUUCAUCAAGGGUCUUAUUCUUUCAGUCCGUUCUCUUCUUCCAGUUGAACCUCUUGUGGAACAAUGUGAGAAAAGGAAUCGUCUUCGGCUACUCACACAGUUUUUGGAGCAUCUUGUGAGUGAAGGAAGUCAAGAUGUGCAUGUUCACAAUGCUUUGGGAAAGAUCAUUAUAGACAGCAACAAUAACCCAGAGCAUUUUCUUACAACUAACCCAUACUAUGAUUCCCGUGUUGUCGGUAAAUACUGUGAGAAGCGGGAUCCUACCCUUGCAGUUGUUGCAUAUAGAAGAGGACAAUGCGAUGAUGAGCUCAUUAAUGUUACAAAUAAGAACUCUUUGUUCAAAUUGCAGGCCAGAUAUGUUGUGGAGAGAAUGGAUGGUGAUUUGUGGGAGAAAGUCCUCCAACCUGAUAAUGAAUAUAGAAGACAACUGAUUGAUCAAGUUGUUUCUACUGCACUGCCUGAAAGCAAGAGCCCAGAGCAAGUUUCUGCUGCUGUUAAAGCUUUCAUGACUGCUGAUCUCCCACAUGAAUUAAUUGAGCUACUUGAAAAGAUUGUUCUUCAAAACUCCGCAUUCAGUGGAAAUUUCAAUCUGCAAAACCUGCUGAUUUUAACAGCUAUCAAAGCAGAUCCUUCUAGGGUUAUGGAUUACAUCAACAGGUUGGAUAAUUUUGAUGGGCCUGCAGUUGGGGAGGUGGCUGUGGAAGCUCAAUUGUAUGAGGAAGCUUUUGCCAUAUUUAAAAAGUUCAAUUUGAAUGUCCAAGCUGUCAAUGUUCUCCUUGAUAAUAUCCGUAGCAUAGAACGAGCUGUGGAAUUUGCCUUCCGUGUUGAAGAAGAUGCUGUUUGGAGCCAGGUAGCUAAGGCUCAAUUGCGGGAAGGGCUUGUUAGUGAUGCAAUUGAGUCCUUCAUCCGUGCAGAUGAUGCAACUCAGUUCUUGGAUGUUAUUCAUGCGGCUGAGGAUGCUAAUGUCUACCAUGACUUGGUGAAGUAUCUACUGAUGGUGAGGCAAAAAACUAAAGAACCGAAGGUGGAUGGUGAACUUAUUUAUGCAUAUGCGAAGAUUGACAGGCUGGGUGAAAUAGAAGAGUUCAUUCUUAUGCCAAAUGUUGCUAAUCUCCAAAAUGUUGGUGAUAGAUUAUAUGACGGUGAACUGUAUGAGGCGGCUAAGAUUAUAUUUGCCUUCAUUUCGAACUGGGCCAAACUAGCUAGUACACUGGUUAAGUUAAAGCAAUUUCAGGGGGCUGUUGAUGCAGCUCGUAAAGCUAACAGUUCGAAGACAUGGAAGGAGGUCUGCUUUGCUUGUGUGGAUGCUGAGGAGUUCCGCUUGGCUCAAAUAUGCGGGCUAAAUAUCAUCAUACAGGUUGAUGACCUGGAAGAGGUUAGUGAGUAUUAUCAGAACAGAGGAUGCUUCAACGAACUGAUCUCUCUUAUGGAGAGUGGUCUUGGUCUUGAACGGGCUCACAUGGGUAUCUUUACAGAGCUGGGGGUUCUGUAUGCUAGAUAUCGCCCGGAGAAACUUAUGGAGCACAUCAAACUUUUCUCGACUCGUCUUAACAUUCCUAAGCUUAUUCGUGUUUGUGAUGAACAACAACACUGGAAGGAACUUACUUAUCUGUACAUUCAGUAUGAUGAGUUUGAUAAUGCUGCAACAACAAUUAUGAAUCAUUCUCCAGAUGCAUGGGAUCACAUGCAGUUCAAAGAUGUUUCGGUCAAAGUUGCUAAUGUCGAACUCUACUACAAGGCAGUGCAUUUCUAUUUGCUGGAACAUCCUGACCUUAUUAAUGAUCUUCUUAAUGUGCUUGCUCUUCGUGUGGACCAUACACGUGUGGUGGAUAUAAUGAGGAAGGCUGGUCACUUGCAUCUUGUGAAACCAUAUAUGGUUGCAGUACAGAGUAACAAUGUCUCUGCUGUAAAUGAAGCCCUCAAUGAAAUUUACAUUGAGGAGGAGGACUAUGAUAGACUUCGUGAAUCAGUUGACAUGCAUGAUAACUUUGAUCAAAUAGGUCUCGCACAGAAGAUUGAAAAGCAUGAGCUUCUUGAGAUGAGACGAAUUGCCGCAUAUAUUUAUAAGAAGGCUGGGAGAUGGAAGCAAUCCAUUGCCUUGUCCAAGAAAGACAAUUUAUACAAAGAUGCUAUGGAGACAUGCUCUCAGUCUGGUGAUCGUGAGCUGUCUGAAGAAUUGCUUGUUUAUUUUAUCGAGCAGGGGAAGAAGGAAUGCUUUGCAUCUUGUCUCUUUAUCUGCUAUGACUUAAUCAGGCCUGAUGUUGCUUUGGAGCUUGCCUGGAUGAACAAUAUGAUUGACUUUGCUUUCCCAUACCUCUUGCAGUUUAUCCGUGAGUACACUGGCAAAGUGGAUGAACUGGUGAAAGAUAAGCUUGAGGCACAAAUGGAAGUCAAGGCUAAAGAAAAGGAAGAGAAGGAUUUGGUUUCCCAGCAGAAUAUGUACGCACAAUUGCUGCCCCUAGCAUUGCCAGCCCCGCCCAUGCCAGGCAUGGGCGGAAGCACCGGAAUGGGUGGACCAUUCGCCGUCCCGCCUCCCAUGGGUGGAAUGGGGAUGCCUCCGAUGCCACCAUUUGGCAUGCCGCCAAUGGGAAGCUACUAAGAACAAUCAGAUUUUUUUUUUUUGUGACAAUGUGAUGAUGAAUGAUCAAGAUUCCUUCCUUAUAAAGCAGCUGUGAAUUUUGUUAUAUUUCUAUUCUUUGCCAUCAUCGCUGAGGCCUGUUUGAGGAUUUCACCCGGUUCCCAAUUCUCAACAUGUAGAGGAGAGGUUCUUGAGUUGUUGGAUUUGGGGGGGGUCGUGCUCACCUGUAGAGUGCUUUUUUGUAUAGUUCCCCCCAGUUAUAUAUUCCUGUAGUAGACAUUUGUCCCUUUGCCCUUUGGGAUCUCUAUUCAACUUAUGUAUUUUUCCCCCUAUUGUUCGCCAACUUUUUUUUUUUUUGGUUUCUCUUUGCUCAGUGUUGUGCCCUUUCACCCCGUCUUCGGAAGUCAGAUACCUUUUGGUGGCUACCACAAAAAACAAUGUAUAUUGCAUUGAUUUAUGUUUUAUUGUUUUUUUUUAGCUGUUGAGUUUUUAA